Messenger RNA from Sphenostylis stenocarpa, 696 nucleotides. The record is from the annotation of a GenBank genome assembly. Lineage: Eukaryota; Viridiplantae; Streptophyta; Magnoliopsida; Fabales; Fabaceae.
AUGGAAGUAGGAAUGUCUCUGAACGCGCUCCUUCGUCUUCCUCCGACGAAUUCACGCUUCCUCCACAACGACAACGUUCCUGUGAGGCACUCUCUGGUUUCGAACCGGAGGCAGCACCGGAGUUUGAAGGCUCCUCAGCGUCACGUGUUUGUGGUUGAAGCCAAGGGCAAAAAGGGAAUGAUGGCUCGUCAGUUCCAGCGUUCUGCUCCUCCUCCUUUGCCGAAACUCGAAGAUGAUGGCAAUCCCAAAUUCGUCAUCUUCAUUCGCAUGGCCAAUGUCUACCUUUGGUAUCCUCUUAGCAUUGUAUCAGGUGGCACCACUGCGAAAAUCAUGGUUGCAGCUAAAGAUAAUUUUCUUGGCAAGUAUAUCUACAAAGACACCCUUGAUAGAAAUCUGGCCGCUGUUAUCUACCGAGAUGAGAAGGAAGUACAGAAAUCUGCUUUCAAACAACACCGUGUGUUGCGUGCAGCUACUGAUUUCAGAUACGGCUACAAACUUGUUGAGAAUAACAAUAUAAGAUCUGCACUAUCUACUACCGAUGUUAUUGAGCUCCCAACAAAAGAUAAACUAAAAACGGUGCUCGAUAAAGUGAAAGACUUUUUUGGAGACGCAAAGGAAUCUUUUGGAAAGAUAACAUCAUUGGGCACUACUGAAACGGAGGAGUCAGAGGAAGACACAAGAGAUAAAACCAAGUGA